UUCUCUCUCUGUCUCAUUCUCUCUCUUUCUCUCUUUCUUUCACUUCUGCUACUCAUGGGCCCAGUCCCGGGCCCUUCCUCUAUUUCUUGCUGAUAGUUUACGUAUGUCGCAACUCACAACUCAGAAUGGACUAAAUAAAGCGCCAGCAGGGAUUCUCUUUCCUCCAAAAGAUUAAGAGACAUGAAUGCAUCUACACCAACAGCAAACAAAGGUGGACAGGAUUCUUGGCAUUGAAGCAAGUUUAGAUGCACACCAAAGACGGAAACAACUGGAAUCUAUUGAAGACUACAUCACAUUGCAUUACAUAGGCUACCAAAGCGAAUCACAGUUGUUUAGUUGAAGGUUAUUUAUCACAGUGCUUGGGGACUGUGGGGUUAGUUAGUUCUCUUUCUCAAGGGCAUUUCUCUCAUGGAUGUGCUGUAAGUGUAGGCCUACGAAGACCACACGCGUUCUGCCUGCUGUAGGCCUAAAUGUUACGAUUCGAACCUGCAGCCCUCCGAACCUGCAGCUUUUGACCGCAACACCAACUCAACUCCCUAACCAUUAGCCCACAGCUGGACCCCAACCAAUACCUACAUUCGAUGUACACCAAAGACCCCGACACCUGGCCGACGGGGGGUUCAGAGGAGCCGCUGCCGAGAAAGGCCAGUGUGUGCGAGAAGAAGGAGUGUGCCGACUUUGAUUUGUGUGUGCAGUUGAUAGCAAAGCAGGAGGCUAAAGAGUGUGAGAUGAAUGCGCAGCAGGGUCCGAUCCGCUUCACUAAGCUGUGCUGUGCACCGACGGUGACCAGACAGCCGGGUUCUACCGAAUUUACUAAGGUGCGCUGGGUGCUGACGGUGAUUGGACUGGUGCUGUAUGUCGUGGACAUAGCGUCUGACGUCGUCCUGGCAGCGAAGUAUCUCUGCGACGGCCAAAUGGUCUGGGCGGUGCUGACCGUCGUGUUUGUGCUGUCUGCGUCCGUCUGCACGCAGAUAUUCAGCUACAGGUGGUUCCGCGAUGACAAGGCGGAGGAGAGCAGGAGAUCAGGUGGAGAGCAGGUGGAGGAGUCGUGUGUGCCCUGGGGCUUGAUCAGGGGACUACACAUCAUGCAGAUGGGGAUAUUCACCAGGUAUUUCCAACUGUUGCGCCGCAGCUUCUGUGUGGUGCGUUCCAAAUCCGUAUCCCACAGCAACGAUGAGGUGCGUCCCAAAUCCAAAUCCAAUUCCAAAUCCGUAUCCCAGGAGGAGCACCUGCAGCUGUUUCGCCUGGCGACCGAUCUGAGCAUGCUCCGUCUGUUUGAGGCCUUCCUGGAGAGUGUGCCUCAGCUGCUGCUACAACUCUACAUCGCUCUACUGGGACACGGACACCUCUCAGUCUUUCAGUACGUCUCGAUGGUGGCCUCCUUCCUCAGUGUGUCGUGGGCGAUGGUGGACUGGCGUCGGUGCCACCGGCACUCCCGGCCUGACCUGCGCAAAAUGACAGGUGUGUCCACGGUGGUCUACCUGCUCUACAAGUUCCUGACCAUCAGCGUGCGUCUCUUCUCCCUCAGUCUGCUCUUGGCCGUCACCCCCUGUAACCUGCUGCCUGUGGGCCUCACCUGGGUACUGGCUACAGCCUGGGCAGCCUAUCUGAACACAGACUUCUGCACAUCGCGUGCUCUGGAGUGGCUGUAUCGCGGCGUGGUGGGGGUGGUCCUCGUCUUCUCCUUCUUCAACGUGAAGGGCUCCAACACCAGGCUCUCCAUGGCCCUCUACUACGCCCUCUACUGUCUGCAGAGCGUCACUGCGCCCCUGCAGCUCUACCUCUCCCCUUCGCCGCACCUGCUGUGGCUGCCCUGCCUACCCGUGCUGGCCGCCAUCUUGGGAGGGCUGAGCGUGGGGCUGGCGCUGCUGGGGCUGUACUACGGCCUGCUGCAUCCACCGCAGAAGGAGGAGGAGAAGGAGGGGGAGAAUGGGGAGAGGAGAGUCCCUGAUGAGGUGGACGGAGUGAUGAUGGACCCUGUCAAGACUGCUAAGGAGUAG
This is a messenger RNA of Engraulis encrasicolus (European anchovy), 2000 nucleotides long. RefSeq names its product XK, Kell blood group complex subunit-related family, member 9 (gene xkr9). The transcript is spliced from 8 exons. Gene Ontology annotation, cellular component: plasma membrane. NCBI's taxonomy places the organism in Eukaryota, Metazoa, Chordata, Actinopteri, Clupeiformes, Engraulidae. Gene Ontology annotation, biological process: phosphatidylserine exposure on apoptotic cell surface; apoptotic process involved in development; engulfment of apoptotic cell. The coding region runs from base 582 to 2000 and encodes 472 amino acids. The record is from RefSeq and is a predicted model, not a curated record.